AUGAACGCUACGACAAACUUGGAUUGGGAACCUGCGUCAGGACCUAUCCCGACGCCCCUCCAAAACAAACGCAUCGACUACUGUCUCUUGGAGAUUAUUUGCUUGGUCGGUGGUGGUCAACACGCUUUACUGAAACUAGUCUUCAAGAACCCAAUAAUAGCUGCUUCUCCGCGCUCACCCGCUGGCACCCAUGGUGUUAUAAUGUUUCUCGAAGAUCAGGGUUCAGUCGGUAACCCAAACAUCGAUCAAGGUCGGUUGGUUGUUAGGACUUUUACUUACACAGGAGCCCACCAGAGGGCAGCCUUUAGUCACAGGAUACCCGUUAGAGGGAAGAAAUGUCUGAGGCACUUCCUUAAGGUUGCUCGCGAUUUCAAAAUGAAUUCUUGUGACUUUGUCGUGAAUGCUACUGGCACUCAUGGAUGCAGAGACUAUACAUCGCAAUUUAUUUAUCGCCUAGAUGAACGCAAGGUUUUGAAACUUCCAGUUAAUGCGUUUCUCACUGUCUACGACCUGUUCAAUUAUACAUACUCGCCCACUGCGCCCCCUGUUCUCUCAGUCGGAUGCUUUUACCUUCCUCCUCCUCCUCCUCCUCCCCCUCCUGGUGGUCCUCCUGGUGGUCCUCCUGGUGGCGGUGGUCCUCCUGGUGCUGGUGGUCCUCCUGGCCUUGCUCUAUGA
Penicillium nucicola is the source of this 675-nucleotide messenger RNA. RefSeq lists its product as uncharacterized. Lineage: Eukaryota; Fungi; Ascomycota; Eurotiomycetes; Eurotiales; Aspergillaceae. The record is from RefSeq and is a predicted model, not a curated record. Bases 1 to 675 code for a protein of 224 amino acids. The transcript has 3 exons.